This is a messenger RNA of Crotalus tigris (Tiger rattlesnake), 2349 nucleotides long. It is a transcript of the gene CHRNB1, whose product is annotated as cholinergic receptor nicotinic beta 1 subunit. The coding region runs from base 205 to 1659 and encodes 484 amino acids. NCBI's taxonomy places the organism in Eukaryota, Metazoa, Chordata, Lepidosauria, Squamata, Viperidae. Gene Ontology annotation, molecular function: acetylcholine-gated monoatomic cation-selective channel activity; transmembrane signaling receptor activity. Gene Ontology annotation, cellular component: postsynaptic membrane; neuron projection; synapse. Gene Ontology annotation, biological process: chemical synaptic transmission; signal transduction; nervous system process. The record is from RefSeq and is a predicted model, not a curated record. The transcript is spliced from 11 exons.
CCCCGCCCCGCGGCUGCAACCGGAGAGGCUCCGGCCGUCUUUGGCUGCCCGUCCUGGGACAGCUGGCCGGGCGGAAAUGCCUUCGACAACUGGGUAAUCCCCCCACCCCAACCCGGGAAUUCGACCCGACCCUUCCCCGGCAUUUCUGGAGCGGCGUCUCUGAGGCCAGCGGGGAGCUCUCGGAUCUGCGGGCGAGGGGACGCCAUGCUCGUGGGGGUGGUCCUUGGGGGGCUCCUCUGGACGCUGGCCCUCUCAGCCGGGGGGUUUUUCGAAGUCGAGGGGCGCCUGAAAGCGCGGCUCCUCCGGAACUACUCCGCUACGGUCCUGCCGAUCCGCCGCCUCUCCCACAAGGUCCCGGUGAGAGUGGGCAUGUCCCUCUCGCAGCUGAUCAGCUUAAAUGAGAAGGAUGAAGAGCUGACCACAAAGGUCUAUAUGGACCAGGAGUGGAUUGACUACCGGCUCACCUGGGAUCCGGCCGAAUUUGAGGGAAUCACCUCCAUCCGACUUGAUGCAGACAAAGUGUGGCUCCCGGAUAUCGUUCUCAUGAACAACAACGACGGUGUCUUCGAAAUUGCUCUCAGUGUGAACGUCCUCGUGCACCACAAUGGGAGGGUCCAGUGGCAGCCCCCGGCCCUUUAUCGGAGCAGCUGCAGCAUCCAGGUGACCUACUUCCCGUUCGAUUGGCAAAACUGCACAAUGGUCUUCCGGUCGUACACAUACGAUGCCUCGGAAGUCACCCUUCUGCACCCCAUCAAUGAGAACGGGCAGGAGGUGAAGGAGAUCUUAAUCUACGAGAACACAUUUAUUGACAACGGGCAGUGGGAGAUCCAGCACAAACCGUCCCGCAAAAACACUCAUCUGGACGAUCCGCUUUACGAGGAUAUCACCUUCUACCUGAUCAUCCGUCGCAAACCGCUUUUCUACCUCAUCAACGUCAUCAUUCCUUGUAUCUUGAUCACCAUCCUGGCCAUCUUCGUGUUUUAUCUCCCGCCGGACGCUGGUGAGAAGAUGACACUCUCCAUCUUCGCCCUCCUCACCCUCACCGUCUUCUUGCUGCUGUUGGCCAAGAAGGUCCCCGAGACGUCCCUGGCGGUGCCCAUCAUCAUCAAGUACCUGAUGUUCACCAUGAUCUUGGUCACUUUCUCCGUCAUCCUCAGCGUGGUGGUGCUCAACAUUCACCAUCGCUCACCCAACUCCUACAAGAUGCCCUUCUGGGUGAGGCAGGUGUUUAUCCACAAACUGCCCCCGUAUCUGUGCCUGCAGCGUCCAAAGCUGGAGCCCCCCCUCAAGGCGCCCCCACCACUGCCCCGCCGGGAGACCGAUGAGUACUUCAUUCGGAGCCCCGUCUGCGACUUCUCCAAGCCCAGCAGGUUCCAGCUGGAGGUCUUCUCCAUGAGCCUGCGACGGUUCAUUGACGGCCCCAGCCACAGCCUCGCUCUGCCCCCCGACCUGAAGUCGGCCGUGGACGCCGUCCUGUACAUCGCCCAGCAGCUCCAGGAGCAGGAAGACUACGACGGGCUGAAGGAAGACUGGGAGUAUGUGGCCUUGGUGGUGGACCGUCUCUUCUUCUGGACCUUCGUGGUCUUCACCUCCAUUGGCACCCUCAUCAUCUUCCUGGACGCCAGCCUCCACCUGCCCCCGGAGAAUCCUUUCCCCUGAGGAGACCCCUCCCCAUACCCACAGGGAAGGCAGACCCCCCUCCCCAGCCAGCCAGAGAAGACAACCCAGGAGGAGGUGGAGAUGCCUUCAAACCAUCUUCAUCCGGGAACAGCUUCCCCAACGUGGCGCUCUCCGAAUGGGUUGGACUGGAACUCCCAUUUCUCCCCGCCGGCAGGGGGCUGAGGCUCAUAGGAGUUGGAGUCCAAGGCAUGUGGAGGAACCCCCCCCCCCAAGGAAGGGCUGCCUUAGAGUCCAGCUACUUGUCACCGCAGAGUUUUGGGUUGCAACGGUGAAACCUGGAAAACUUUGCUCCCAAUUUUGCUUUGGAAGAGACAAGCUGCAGGGAACAUGGUUGUGGAGAGACGCAAUUCGUGUGUCGCCCCCCCCCCCAAUUUCCUGCUGGGCUUCCCCUAAAUUCCCUUCUCCUGGUCUUGUGCGUUCCAGAAGGGCAGGACUACACUUCCCAUCCUCCUUGGCAAGCCCAACCAGGAUGCAAAGCUUCCUCCAUCCAUUAUGUAUUCAAGAUGGACGAUGUUUAACAUUUACAUGUUACUCAAAUAUAAGCGUGUACAUCUAUAGCAGAGGUCUUCAAACUUGGCCCUUUGAUGACUUGUGGACUUUAACUUCAACUCCCAGAAUUCCUCGGCCAGCGUGAGGGAACUAGGACCCUUUCAUGACUUGUGGACUUCA